Messenger RNA from Triticum aestivum (bread wheat), 2555 nucleotides. RefSeq lists its product as uncharacterized. Lineage: Eukaryota; Viridiplantae; Streptophyta; Magnoliopsida; Poales; Poaceae. Gene Ontology annotation, molecular function: protein binding. The transcript has 2 exons. The coding region runs from base 99 to 881 and encodes 260 amino acids. The record is from RefSeq and is a predicted model, not a curated record.
CCAAAUUCCAGUCAUAACUGCCCCUUUCCCCAAAUCCCACGAUCCCGUGCUAAAACAAAUCGAGACCCGAGCUAGGGUUUCUCACCACCGGCGGCGGGAUGGGCGGCAACAUGGCCAAACCUGCCAUACCCAAGCACCACCACCAGUCCCCUCCUCCUCUCCUUCCUCCGCCGCCGCAUGGUCCCCGCGAAAUGGCCUCUCUGCCGAUCCCCGACGACCUCCUGCCAGAAAUCUUCAUCCGCCUGCCUACCCCAACCGAUCUCGUCCGAGCCUCCGCCGCGUGUGUCACCUUCCGCCGCGUCGUUGCUGAUCGAUCCUUCCUCCGGCGGUACCGCAAGCUCCACGCCCCGCCCCUCCUCGGCUUCCUCAAUCCGCAUAGCGGCUUCCACCCCGCCGUGCCGCCUCACCCCUCUGCGUCGGCAGCCUGCGCCGUUGCCCUUGCCGUCGACUUCUCCUUCUCUUUUGUCCCCGCGCCAGCCACUUCUUACCGCUGGACCGUCCGGGACAUCCGCGACGGCCGCUUCCUGCUAGUCAGCGCCGGCCAUGGUUUUUGGUGUGGAGAAACGGUGGUCUGCGACCCCUUGCACCGGCGAUACAUCCGGCUUCCACCAAUCCCUGACGACCUAGCUGCUAUGGUGGCAAACCCGGGUUUUUCCGAGACUUUUCUAGUUCCCCGGUGGAACGGCCAUGAUGAUGAGGCAGCAGCUGCGGAAGAGACAUCAUUCAGAGUCAUGGGUAUAGUGUACUGCGAAGCUAACGUCAUCUCCUUUAUCUUCUCUUCCAGCACCAUACAAUGGCGAGCCAUUGCAUCCCAUAGUUGGAGCGAUAUGUUACCUGGCUUGCUAUCGUCGAUGGAGGAGAGACUCUUCUGCUGGCGCUAGCACCAGUAUGCGUAUGGCUGCUUUUACUGGAUUUCAGCAGACUGGGAGUAUGAAAUGAAAAUAUUGGUCUUCGACACCCGGAGGAUGGAGUUCUCCAUUGUCGACCUCCCAUCCGAGGCGAAACAUGCAUCCAGUAAUGAUAUAACUAUGAUCGAAGCAGGAGAAGGCAAGCCUGGGAUGCUUAUCCGUGGAUAUGACAUAUUUGGUCGCAUUUAUACUAUUUGGAGAAACAAUGGUGGGAUUUCCAGCCAGUGGUGGAAGGAGAAGGUAAUCUCACCCUCAUUGGGCUGUGAGUACAUAGAGAGCGGUUCAAUGGGGAAGUACUUGGUCCUGAAUCACUUGGGAGACUCAUCACUCGAGCCAGGCUUAUACAUGUUGGACAUCAAAACAUUAGAACUUGAGAGGGUGUGUGCUUCGAUAGUGCAAGGCUUCGCAUAUAGCAACUGCCCACCAUCGUUGUCGUCGCCGACAAUAUCAAGCGGUAUUGAGGAGGAGGUGCUGGAAUAAGGUUAUGCAUAGAUGCCCAUCAUGAUGAUGAUGCAGAUGGUGGAGGUAAGGCUGUGUGUUGAGGGUUGGAGAUGGUGCCGAUUGAGGUUCUCCUGCAACUUGGCGAUAGGGUUGUAGUCUGCAGUAGGGUGCUUUGGGUCGUUAUAUGGUCAUAUAUAUGCGACAUGUUGUUUACCUUGCCUUGUGUGGCUUGAUCUGACAAACAAUGGGGGUGUCUAUGCCGCAUAAGGUGGCGAGAGCAUCAUUGGCAUUAAGUUUCUGUGCAAUUAGUAAGUAAUUAAGACUCUGUAUUAAAUCAAAGUGAUUGUGAUGUUGUUGUAUUCCUGCUAAUAGGUGUGCCUGCUAUUGCUAGAACAUAAAGUGUGUGGAAUAAAGUCAGGUAUCUGUAAUGAAGGAGAAAUGCCAAUUUUGUCCUGCACAUGCAUAAUAGGUGAUAUGGAACUAAGUUGCUAUGUGUACAAAGAAGUGAAUCGCAUGGUUAUCUAUCUGCUGUUCAGCUAAUUGUGCGGCAUCAGAUUGCAAUUUAUUUGAAUGUCAGUCAGUUGUUUUUUCAUUUUAAUCAGAACCAAGGCCGAUGACAGUAGCGUGUAUGUUUUGCUCUUAUUUGGAUGACAGUAGUAAGAGAGAUGGUUUUAUUUUGCCUAUCUUCUUUUGGACAGAUUAUGCCAAUUGUCACUACUAAGACUGACAGUUAUCUUAGCUUGGCUUUUCUAACAUGCUUUAGCCGAUUUGACAUGGUUGGUUGUGGAUUUUGAUGGGUUGCAGAUUCAACAUGGAAGGAAGUAUUUGCUGUUAUAUCUCUCUAAUUCUGCCGAGGUCAAUGUUAUAGCAUUGUUUGUUUUUUCAUUUGUGCCCUAGUACUUUAUCUUAGCUAUUCAGUUUCUUCCCGUGCUUUUCUCAUAAUGAUUUUUCCCAGUGUUGCCCAAUGUUUCUCCCUUAAUAUCAACAACUUGAAUAUGCACAUAAUUUUGAGAUAUCAAAUUCAGGCAGGUGUUGAGAAGGAGAUUUGGAACAAGGUGCCAAGGCACUGCCAGCUCAAUCAAUAGCCCAAAGAGAUCACCAUCAUGAUGAUAAAACUGUUUGUGGUCAGGCUGGUGUGUGGUGGACUGGAGAUGGUUCUAAUUGAGGUUGUGCUGUCACUCAGAAAAUUAACCACAUGUUGGUCAU